Messenger RNA from Serpula lacrymans var. lacrymans S7.9, 1123 nucleotides. RefSeq lists its product as uncharacterized. The record is from RefSeq and is a predicted model, not a curated record. The transcript has a single exon. Bases 88 to 708 code for a protein of 206 amino acids. Lineage: Eukaryota; Fungi; Basidiomycota; Agaricomycetes; Boletales; Serpulaceae.
ACCCCCACACAUCAUAUAUCCCAUCAGUCCAGACCGCCCCCACCGCUCCAUAGUCGAAGUGACUCUUCAUCAUCAUCUAUCCCAUUCAUGCAUCAAACUCCUGUCCCUGCGCAGUCUUUUUCCAAUAUGAUCACUCCUUCAUCGUCGCAAGCAACCUUUCCGCCCUCUUCGCCUCAACUUCUAUCGCCUGCUCUCUCAACAGGUGAUGGCGAGAUUGUGCGUCCAAAGUCUCUCGUUAAGGGACGUAGUAAGUCGAGGGGAAGGAGAGUGUCAUUCGUUCUAAAUGACGAUCAUCGUCCACGCUCUGUUGAUCGUCCCUCGACUUCAGAGAAUCGAGGCAGAAGGCGUCACGACUCGCCCGUCGAUGAAUUGGAUGCCUGGGUAACUGAAAAUCGAUCCGGUCAAGAUACGAGCGAUAAACAGGGGUCACGUCCUAUGAAAAACGAGCAUGCAUCACAUCGCCCACAGUCCUCUAUAAGACGUGUGGCUGCAAGCUCGAUGGACGAGAUCUCAAAAAGCACGAAACGGUCUCAGGUUGUCGACGAUGAAUCUUCGACACCAAUAGAAUCUCGAGGCCAACAGAUAGAAAGGGGUCGAACGCCUGGUCCACCCAAUAGGCAAGAAGUUUCUGAGACUUCAGCGCUCUCCAAACGUGGCAGGAGCCGUUCGAUUGUUGCAGCCGAUAAACCAUCGCGAGCGAAGAAAUGAUAACAGUGAAAAAAAUCCGCUUACUGAGCAGAGCUAGAUGUGACCAAUCAGUUUGUAUAUUGUAGUAUCUUUAUUGUUUAUUUUUUUUUGUGAUUUGAUUCUAUGCAGUGUCUUCAACGGUAGCAUGUUGAACGUGGCAGAUCCAUGGAAUAUCAAUCACGAUCCACGCGAAUACGAUGUGAUAAUUCAAUUCAGCUAAUUGUAGGACGGUGGAUCCGUACUACAGUAAUUCGUUACCUCCGGGAAUUUUUACCAAAGUUUUUCCAACGACCUUUUCUGGAAAGAUUUUACUCAGGUGCUAGUCUCCGCAAAGGUUAUUGUCUUUACAAUAACCUAAAGAUUAUCAUUUUACCUCGCUAUUAACCGACAGCAUGGAUAACACUAGUUAGGCUCCGAUGUGAAUGAAUACAAUCCU